AUGCCAAGACCCAACUUGACUGCGGUGACAGAGUUUACCUUUGAAGGUUUUUCCAUUUUUGGGUGGCAGCACAGACUCAUUCUCUUUGUGGUCUUUCUGGUCUUGUACCUGCUGACCCUCGCCAGCAAUGCCAUCAUCUUGACGGUUAUCCGCCUUAACCGUCAACUUCACACACCCAUGUACUUCUUCCUGAGCGUGCUGUCCCUCUCGGAGACCUGUUAUACAGUGGCCAUCAUCCCCCAGAUGCUGUCCAGUCUCCUCAGCCCCCAACGAGCCAUCUCCAUUCCAGACUGUGCCACUCAGCUCUUCUUCUAUCUCACCUUCGGCAUCAACAACUGCUUCCUGCUCACAACGAUGGGGUAUGACCGCUACGUGGCCAUCUGCAACCCCCUGCGGUAUUCAGUCAUCAUGGGCAAAAGGACUUGCCUACAACUGGCAAGUGGCUCCUGGAGCAUUGGCCUAAGCACGGCCAUCAUUCAGGUGUCUUCUGUGUUUAGUCUGCCCUUCUGUGAUGCCAGCAUCAUCUCCCACUUCUUCUGUGACAUCCGGCCCCUGAUGAAGCUGGCCUGUGCUGACACGACCAUCAAAGAAUUUGUCACAUUGCUUAUCAGUCUGUGUGUUCUUGUUCUGCCCAUGGUGCUGAUCUUCAUCUCCUACGUCCUGAUUGUCUCCACCAUCCUCAAGAUGGCCUCAGCUGAGGGCCGGAAGAAGGCUUUUGCCACCUGCGCCUCUCACCUCACGGUGGUCAUCGUCCACUAUGGCUGCACCUCCUUCAUCUACCUAAAACCCAAAUCCCAAAAUUCCCUGCAAGACAGACUCAUCUCUGUGACCUACACGGUCAUCACACCCCUACUAAACCCUGUUGUGUACAGCCUGAGGAACAAAGAGGUCAAGGAUGCCUUGCUCAGAGCUUUGGGCAAAAAGCCUCUGAACAUCCCCUCCCCGCCCCCACUCAUUUCAGUUUACUCUAAUCCUCUGUCACUUAAACUAAACCAUGAGGUGCUGGAAGGCUGUGUCCUGCAUUUCCCUUGCUCCAAGCAACCAGCCCUGGGGCCUGGCACUGGCUGGUGCAUGAAGGAUGAAUGGACACAGACUUCGCACAGAGGCGUGGUCAAUGCCGCCUGCGACUUCCAAGCUGCCGACCCUCCUGCUAGAGCGUGUUUAUCCGCUGUCUGCUCAGCCUCCGCCUGUGACGGGCCAUCCCUCUCCAUCACCCUGCUCUUUCUGCACCUGCAGACCAUGGCCGCCUCCAGCCCGGCUCUCCUGCUUUAUGCACCUUCUGUUCUUCUCCAUUUCAGAUUUUGCAAGCACUCCAUGGAGGGAGGGAACCACACUCUCAUAAUUGAGUUUGUCUUCCAGGGUUUCUCCAGCUUCCGUGAGCACCAGCUCACGCUUUUUGUCGUGUUCCUUGCACUGUACAUCUUAACCCUGGCUGGCAAUGUGGUCAUUGUGACCAUCAUCCGAACCGACCGCCACCUGCACACGCCCAUGUACUUCUUCCUGAGCAUGCUGUCCUCCUCAGAGACGGUAUAUACACUGGUCAUUCUCCCAAGGAUGCUCUCCAGUCUUGUAGGUAUGAACCAGUCCAUCUCACGGGCAGGCUGUGCCACCCAGAUGUUCUUUUUUGUAACCUUCGGCAUCACUAACUGCUUCCUUCUCACGGCCAUGGGCUUUGACCGCUAUGUGGCCAUCUGCAACCCCCUGAGAUACUCAGUCAUCAUGAACAAGAGAGAGUGUGUCCAGCUGGUGGGGGGCGCCUACAGCAUUGGGCUGAUCGUAGCCAUGACCCAAGUGAUAUCUGUGUUCAGGUUGCCUUUCUGUGCUACGAAAGUGGCCCAUUUCUUCUGUGACAUCCGACCUGUGAUGAAGCUCUCUUGCAUCGACACCUCGGUCAACGAGAUCCUGACUGUAAUCAUCAGUGUGCUGGUGCUCGUGGUUCCCAUGGGCCUGGUCUUCAUCUCCUACGUCCUCAUCAUCUCCACCAUCCUCAGGAUCCCCUCCGCCCAGGGCCGGAAGAAGGCCUUCGCCACCUGCGCUUCCCACCUCACGGUCGUCAUCGUCCACUAUGGCUGUGCCUCCAUCGCCUACCUCAAGCCCAAGUCAGAGAACACCAGGGACCAGGACCAGCUGAUUUCGGUGACCUACACCGUCAUCACCCCCCUGCUGAACCCGGUGGUGUACUCCCUGAGGAACAAGGAGGUCAAGGAUGCUCUGCUCCGUGCCAUGGGCAGGAAGCUUCCCUGA
Messenger RNA from Hyaena hyaena (striped hyena), 2244 nucleotides. RefSeq lists its product as uncharacterized. The record is from RefSeq and is a predicted model, not a curated record. The transcript is spliced from 4 exons. NCBI's taxonomy places the organism in Eukaryota, Metazoa, Chordata, Mammalia, Carnivora, Hyaenidae. Bases 1 to 2244 code for a protein of 747 amino acids. Gene Ontology annotation, molecular function: G protein-coupled receptor activity; olfactory receptor activity. Gene Ontology annotation, biological process: G protein-coupled receptor signaling pathway. Gene Ontology annotation, cellular component: membrane.